This is a messenger RNA of Paramuricea clavata, 416 nucleotides long. The record is from the annotation of a GenBank genome assembly. NCBI's taxonomy places the organism in Eukaryota, Metazoa, Cnidaria, Anthozoa, Malacalcyonacea, Plexauridae.
AUGGAGGAGGAAUGCCGAAAUGCCACACAGAAAUUAAAGGAGGAGAUUAUGACGUUUGAGGUUGAGCAGGCAGGAAAUGCUGCAAAUGAAGCUGGUCGAUGGCAGAACAAUGAUUCCAGCAAAGUGAAAAAAUCACUAGCAAAACUUUUGGGGCAAGUUAAAAAACAUCAGACCCAGGUAAUGCAACAACUCCUGCUGAUUGUAUCGAUCUUCAGAUGUCUUGGUAUGUUUCUGCACCCGAAAUUGAGCUAGAUGCUGAUCUGUUGCAAUGUUGGAGUAUGCACACUGCUGCAUAUCCAUCGUUGGCUAAACUUGCAUCCAAAUGCUUGUGUAUUUGCAGUACAAGAUCUGCUUCUGAACGACUGUCAAGUGUCGCUGGUAACAUUGUAACAGCCAAGCAGUUGCUAAACCUGUGA